Molecule: messenger RNA, 5258 nt
Organism: Bombyx mandarina (wild silkworm)
Lineage: Eukaryota; Metazoa; Arthropoda; Insecta; Lepidoptera; Bombycidae
Gene: Axn
Product: protein axin
Source: RefSeq, a predicted model, not a curated record
UUGUGCAUCAACACCAUGGCGAAGGCGACGUCAAGAACGUGAAUAAGUUUCUGUUUUCUAUACGAAAGUGUUGUUUUUUGUCAGUUUAUAAGUUGAAAGACUUACAAUAAAGCUGUUCUCGGUGUCGUUUUGUUAUUAAGUGCUUGAACUAUUAUUUCAAAAUUAAAAGUUUUGUGUGUGAAGUUGUAACGAACUCUCGGAAUACUUCGGAAUUCAGGUGUCAACGAGGAUGUUAACCUCCUCUUUUCCGGCACCAUUCAGCUAGGUUUUGAGAAAACGCAAGCAAGAGCAGCUCCAAAACACGAAACAAUGCAGCGGCAUUAAGCUGCUACACAGGUAGUGUCUCGCCAUGCAGCGUGCGGGUGGGAGAAGGGCCUGUGCGCCAUGAGCCACACUCCUGUAGGCGGCCACCCGCAAGGUUGGGAGCACAAGCUUGCUGACAGGUCGUCGUUACCGCAGGCUUCGGGUGAGGAGAAAAGCAAAUCUCAGUCCAAACAUGUGUUCGCACAACCGCAUUUCUCCAAGGUCAGCAUGGCGUGGCGCGAGCAGACGGAGGGAUCGUCGGGCAGCUCGGCGCGGUCGCCCGCCUCGCCGCCCUACAUGCGCUGGGCGCGCAGUCUGCACGAGUUGCUCGAGGACGCGGAGGGGGUGCGCCUGUUCCGCAAGUUCGUGGGGGGCGCGGGGGGAUUGCACGUCGACCGACUCAACUUCUACUUCGCGGUCCAGGGGCUGCGGCAGGAGGCCGACGCCGCCAAGAUACGGCAGGUCGUCUCCGCUAUAUACAAAUUUCUCCGCAAGUCUCAGCUAGCGAUGCCCGAAGAGCUGAAGCAGCAGGUGAAGCAGAGCCUCAAGGACGGCUCCAGCAUCGAGAAGAACAUCUUCGAUAACAUGGAACAAGAGGUGACGCGCGCCAUAACUGAGACGACGUAUCAGGCGUUCCUGCGCUCGGACGCGUACGUGUCGUACGUGAGCGCCGCCACGCAGCCGCUCUCCUCCCCCGACGCCUCGCCCCCGCCACCCGCUAAAGACCUGUCGGCGGGCGGGCUGGCCACGCUGCACGAGGGGCAGGAGCUGGCGGGCGCGCCGGCGCGGCUCACGCACGACGCGCUGCUGGCCACGCAGUCGCGCCGCCUGCGCUCCGACGCCGCGCCACACCGCAAGCGCUCCGUGUACAGCGCGCACGUGGCGUACGCCGGCUACUGUCCCGCCUCGCGCUACGACUCGGAGCGGGCCAGCCUCAGCAGCGGCCGCGCCGACAGCGACGCCGUGUCGCUCUCCGGCAGCAGUCUCGAUGGCGUGUCAGCCCGCGGAGUCCGGGAGUCCAGGGAUACGCGGCAUCGGUCCCGACUCCCCGGCAUGGACCGGCACGCUGUCAUCAACAAGGAGCAAGACACGGCCAUGGUGAUUCCGCGCACGGUGCGCGUGCAGUCGGAGCAGCUGCGCGUGCUGGCGCCGGCCGAGUUCGCGCCGCUGCUCAUCGAGCGGCUCGAGCGCGUCAAGCGCGACCAGGACGCCAAGGAGCGCCUCGAGAGGAGGCUCGCCGAGGGUGACGCUGAAGACGGCUCCAGCCAAGCGCUGCCGCCGCAGCUGGUCGCGGCCGCCAUCCGAGAGAAACUGCAGCUCGACGAUGACAACGAUCAGGAUAUAUUAGACCAGCACGUGUCGCGCGUGUGGUCGGAGCGCACGCCGGGCGCGUCCCCGCCCGGGGGCCGGCGCGCCCGCCAGCGACACGCGCACUCGAGCCACGCCGCGCACUCCGCACACUCGCGCCGCGCCGCCUCCGCGCUCUCCGCCGCGCUCUCCGCCGACUCGGGACACUACGACGCGCCGCCGGACUCCUUCAACCAUCCGCACUCGCUAACGCGCAGAUCGUUCUCGAAGAAGACGGUGACGGAGCUGACGGACAGCGGCGUGUCCGUGGUCAGCGACAACACGACGAGCGCGGGCGGCGUGGAGCCCCGCAUCCUGCUGUGGAUCGCCGAGGGCUCCGAGCGCCUCGAGCGCCGGCACCUGCUCUCCUCCAGGGGCUCCUCCGCCGACCGCAGGGACAAGCAGAGGUCACGGGGCAGCGGCAGCAAGGGCGGCAGCGGGCACAGCGGCGCGGCGGAGCAGACCGUGGUGGUGGUGACGUUCCUGGACGAGCCCGUGCCCUACCGCUUCAAGGUGCCCGCCGCGCCGCUCACACUCAAACUCUUCAAGGACUACCUGCCCAAGAAGGGAAACUUCAGAUACUUCUUCAAGACGAACUGCGCGGACCUGGACACGGUGAUACAGGAGGAGGUGUGCAACGACGCGGACACGCUGCCCAUGUUCGAGGGCAAGGUCAUGGCGCGCGUCAAGAGCGUCGACUAGUGGCGCCAUCUGGUCAAGAGCGUCAGCCAGUAGCGCCAUCUACCCAUUUCAAGCACGCUGAUUCUAACAUGAAAUGAGUCGAUCAACAUCUCCUGAUGUCUUGUGAAAGUUAACUAUAAAACAAAACAAAAAAAAAUUGUAAAAAUUAUUAAUUUCAGUGUUUUAAGUAAUAACGUUGCCGAUUUAACUGACUAAUGACUCAAGCGUUCAAACUUUCCAAUAAUAUUGCAAAAAUAUAAUCCUUGAAUGCGAGUGACACACGAACAUCCAGAAUCUCGCCCUGUUUAUAUUUAAUAAUCGUACGUUUACUGUAUUGACAUUUUGACUGAUUACGUACUCUUCCAUGAUCGUUGGUUUUUAUUAUUAUUAUUUUUUUUAAUUACUAGAAGUAAUAUUCGAAUUAUUUUGAUACGGGGAACACUAAACUAAACAGGGCGACUGAACCGUGCAAAUUUAUUUAUUUAAUUUACUUUAUUAACGCAUACCGCGAGUGCACUGUAUAAAGAAAAAACUGUUCCUCAUUGACAUUUAGAUUAUAAAAAUUAUUUUUAAUUACUUUUUUACGUGAAGCUAGUUGAGUACGCUUACUAUUGUACGGGAGUAAUUAAUGGCAGAAUGACGACAGUACGGGCAAUUGAAUAUGUACCGUGGUCCGGAACGAGGAAGCUUUGUCGCGCAUGAAUUUUUAAUAUUUAUACCUAUUUUUUUUGGGUAAAUUCCACGCGUAAUGUUAGUAAUAAAUCUUAUUUUUUGAUAGUUUCGUGGGAUUGGUAAUCGGAUAUCAAGUGAUGGUUGUUAUAUCAAUGUUAUUCACAGAAUAACGCACAGCUAACUCUGUUCCGUACCACGGUGUCGACCUAGAGUUAUACUGACGACUGCUUAGUUUGUACAUUUUUAAUUAAAUGUUUUUUUUAUAGAUUUAAAAAAAAACGAAAAAGUGUUCUGUUUAAAAAAAAUUAAAUAUAUUAAAAUAUUAUAUAUAAUUUGGUUGGAAUCGAAUAGAUAAUAUGAAGAGUUUUAAUGAAAUUAAAAAAAGAAAACGGAAAACAAAUACAAUUUAAAACUACAAUUCUUUUUUUUAAAACAGUGUUUAUAUAUUAGAUUCGGGAAACAAUGUCUAAUUUAGCAUACUUUCAACACUGGGAUCUCAAUCAAGUUUAAUGAAUUAAUGAAAAUAAUAUUUUAAUUAUUAGAACCGUUUUAUUAUAAAUAAAAAUAAUUUUCCGUGAUGCAGCUGUGAAUAGUACUAGUAGCGAAAUAGUUUUAAGUAAAGAUGUGUUUUUGAUGUUUCAAUCGAUGAACGAGCAGAACAUUCGAACAGUGCUUACUGAAUGGUUCAUUUUUUUUUUAAUGGUGAAUAUAGAGUAAGUUAUAGUACAUUCAAAAUAUUAUUCACUGUUAUUAUUCAACAGAAAGGCUCUAUAGAGUAUUUCAGCACAGUAUUGACUGUUCGAAAGACUGCAUUCAUUCCGAUGUUUUGCACUAAACCAGCGUGUGUUUCAAUUAUAGAUGAUUUUUUUCUAUUUCCUAAAUAAUUUGAUGCUGCCAAAUCCAGACGUCGUAGCGGUAGGCAGCGGCUUGGCUCUGCCCCUGGCAUUGCUGAAGUCCAUGGGCGACGGUAACCACUCACCAUCAGGUUGGCCGUAUGCUCGUCUGCCUACAAGGGCAAUAUAAAAAAAAAAAAAAUGAAUACCACAAAUUUAUUUAGACGAUAGAAAACAUCUACACAUUAAUCCUUUAGACUAGUCUAUUUACACUGUACCUUAUCUGAAGUUGUAUAAAUAGUCUCCACGAGAACAUAGUGUACAAAGUAAAUCCAAUACAGUCCUCAAUACGCACUUUGUGUAAAUAAAAUGUAAGUUAGACUCUCACGUCCGAUCCAUAACAUGGCAACACCGUUAUAGCAUCCAUCAAAUCGUUUUCAUUUUUAGGUUUUGUAAUAAAUAUUAAAUGUACUAUAUAAAAUGUGGGUCACAAAACUUAUUUUGAUGGAUGGCGUAACGGUGUUGCCACAAGUACAUUUUAAAUGAGUACAGUGGAGUGUUGCCAGCGAUGAGUACACCUUACGUCAUGCACACUGGAGUAUCGGUGCGGAAUCAUGUGCCUUCAAUGUUGAUAAAAAUUUUCAUAGUUGAUGCUUCUAAUUAGUCUUAAGUUUAACAUUGUAAAUAUAGUUAUAUGUGUAACGCUACAUCGUUUCGAGCUCUUUAUUUUUUAAUAAUUUAAUUUUUUUUUUAAUUUAUUGCCUAAGGUAGGUUGCGCUUAAGCGCAGCGGACCGUUGUGAACGCGGACGUCGUUACGGCCCCAGAGUUAUACAAUAAUACUCGUCUUCCUUCGAAUUCUAUUUGUGUGGGUGCGGUUUGAUGUUAUUUUUCACUGCCAGUUCAUUGCUCACUGUUUGUUUUUUUAUCAUUUGACGUUCUUGCCAUUGUAAGUCAAGCCCUCAUUUAUUUUUAAGAUUUACUGGGGAAUUGUUGCGACGAUCCGUGUUUUAGAUGCGUUUUGUGGUCCAUCCAAUAAGCAGUGACCUAGUGCAAGGCCGCGCGAUAAUAUGACUGUAUAAAUAGAUGAAUUACUAUAUCGUUUUUAAAUUAUAAAAGCAUAAGGCACUUUCAGUAAUGCGGUUCGUAGUGCCUCAACGUGAGGCGGAAUGGCGACGUAACCGUUUGCUUUGUUAAAUUGUAAAACAUUUAAAAAAUGCUAAGUAAUGCAAAUGAUGCUGACCUAGUAUACGAGAAAUUGUAAUAAAAUUUAACGAAAUGGAAGUAUUAUUUGGAUAUUCAAUGUGAAUUGUGAAAAUAAAUCUUAAUAUUCAUAAGUGGAAAAAAAACAAUCAAUAAUCAAACUGUAUUAUUUUUUAUAUAGCACAAAAUAUAACGUUUAAAAAAUAAACUGAAAAUGUGCC